Molecule: messenger RNA, 3654 nt
Organism: Dendrobium catenatum
Lineage: Eukaryota; Viridiplantae; Streptophyta; Magnoliopsida; Asparagales; Orchidaceae
Product: protein FAR1-RELATED SEQUENCE 5-like
Exons: 2
Coding region: 308-2749 (813 amino acids)
Biological process (GO): regulation of DNA-templated transcription
Molecular function (GO): zinc ion binding
Source: RefSeq, a predicted model, not a curated record
UUUGAUAAAAAGAUUUGGACUCACACGUGUCGUGCUCCCCGUGGUGUCGAACGCCAUCGGUUCUCUUCCUCUUAUCGCCCUCUCAAAGCUCUCACCUUUCCCAUCCCUACAACCUAGGUCGGAACUUUCCCUCGUCCGAUCCCCCUCUUCGUCUUCCCCGCUCUCUCUCUCUCUCUCCACAUUUCUUUUUUCUUCUCAUAUGCGCCACUAUAGCAAGUUUCUGCUCAGAUUCAAUUUGGAUUUUCAAAAAGAUUGCAUAUUUUAAGUCCUCUAAACCUUAUUUUGAGCCUGAAAAGGGACAACAACAAUGUCCCAAGCAGCGGAGCAACCCACCUCUACUUCCAAUGAGGGAACCUCUGAGAAGAGCUGUGUUCCUAAGCUUCAUAUGGUUUUCGAGAGCGAUGAGAAGGCCUACCAGUUCUACUGCUUCUAUGCUAGAGAGAUGGGUUUUGGUGUCAGGAAGCAUUUGGUAAAGCGUCGCUCUAAUGGAACAGUGUAUGCGAGAACGUUUUGUUGUUACAAGGAAGGAUUUUGCAGGACCUUGAAGGAAGGGAAGAAGCCGCGGCCAGACGCAAGAACUGGCUGUGGUGCACAUAUUGGUGUUCGGCUUAUGGAUGAUGGUAAAUUUCAUGUUACUGAGUUUGAGGCAGAGCAUAACCAUGAGCUGGUAGAAAAGGUCCCAGAAUUUCAAUUGGAAUCAAGUAAUGAAUUGGUAGUGGAUGGUAAAAUUCGCAAGAGAAUUUUCCGUGGGAAGCUUGCAGGAAGGCUUGUUCACAAGAGUUAUAUUCCUUCUAAUUGUUUGAGCAAUCCGGUGCCUUUGGAAAAUGUUGAUAACGAGGAUUGGGUGCCCAAAGUUGAUAUCGAAUUUGAGGAUGAUGAGGAGGCAUAUGAGUUUUAUAUAAAUUAUGCAGCUAGAAUAGGAUUUAGUGUCAGAAAGCAUCUGGUGAAACGAAGGACUUCAGGCAUUGUGUAUUCAAGAACAUAUGUUUGUCAUAAAGAGGGUCAAAGCAGAAAAACUAAUGAGCUGAAGAGAGAUCAACAGCUUGUAAGGGGUCCCAAGCCAUAUGAAAGGACAGGUUGUGCUGCAUCCAUGACCAUUAAGAUUAUGAAAAAUGGUAGAUAUCGUGUUACUGAGUUUGAGUUAAAGCAUAACCAUCCACUGGUAAUUCCCUCGAAAGCCCACUUGUUCAGGUGGCGAUGGCGGAGGGGUUUAGUUGGGCCACCAGUUGAUUUUAUUGCUUUGGGGAAUAUCCAAGAGAAUGCAUUAGAAUUAUCUGAUAACAAGAAUGAAGCACCUGAAAGUAAUGAGAGUCCAACUUUUCUGUCUACCAGGUACAAGAAUAAUGAACCAUCGAAGCAUUUGGCUGAGAUGCUUCCAGGGGAUGUUGGAGCUGUAAUGCAAUAUGCGCAGGAAAAGCAAGCUGAAGACCCAUCCUUCUAUUAUGCUUUGCAUUUGAAUCAGAAUGAAAAAUUAGCAAGCAUCUUCUGGGCCGAUGCGAAGUCCAUGGUUGAUUUCGAGUGCUUUGGUGAUGUACUGUGCCUCGACACAACAUACAGAUCAAGAGACUAUGGCAGGCCAUUUGCGCCUUUUGUUGGAGUGAACAAUCAUAAGCAAAUAAUUAUUUUUGGUGCAGCAUUGCUAUAUGGCGACUCCGAAGAUUCUUUCAAGUGGCUAUUUAAAACGUUCGAAACUGCAAUGUCUGGGAAACAACCAAAUGUAGUCCUCACAGACCGGUGUGAAGCCAUGAGCAAUGCAGUAGCUGCUGUCUGGCCAGAUACAACUCAUCGUAUUUGCGUGUGGCAUAUCCAUAAUGAUGCCUUGAAGCAUCUAAAUUUUGUCUUUCAAGGCUCAACAACAUUUGCAAAGGAUUUCAGCCGAUGUAUGUAUGAUAUAGAGGAUGAAGAGGAUUUUGUGUUGGAAUGGACGAGCUUAAUAGAUAAGUAUGAUCUUGGCAGUAAUUCUUGGCUGACUAAGUUAUUUGAAGACAGGGAGAAGUGGUCUUUGGCAUAUGGGCGCCAAGCAUUUUAUGCUGAUAUAAGAAGUUCUCUUGUUAGGGAAAGCAUUAGCCACAAACUAAAAGUGCACUUGGGUUUGGAGUGUAAACUGUUGGACUUCUUCAAGCAUUAUGAGAGUGAAUUGAAUGAGAGACGCUAUGUUGAACUGCAAGCUGAUUUCCAUGCUUGUCACAGUUAUGGAAAGAUGCCUGCUUCAAAAAUGUUGAGGCAAGCUGCUAAUGCAUACACUCCUGCAGUGUUUAAGAUAUUCCAAAUUGAGUUUGAGUUGUCGAUGGAUUUGAUGGUAUACAAUUGUGACAAUGAUCAGGCUACAUACAUGUACAAAGUUAAAGCAGAGAACUGCUCAAAAGAGUAUAUUGUAAGAUUUGACACAGCAGGUAAUACCAUUAUCUGCAGUUGCAGAAAAUUUGAUUUUAUGGGGAUUCAAUGCCGUCAUGUUCUGAAAGUACUAGAUAUCAUAAAUAUAAAGGAGCUUCCUCCACAAUAUAUAUUGAAAAGGUGGAGAAAGGAUGCUAAGAGCGUGAAUCUAAGAAGCAUUCAUGAAAUAGAAGUUGAUAAUGAAAAUAAAUCUGCACUAGGAAAGUGCUGUAGCAGUUUGCGUUACAUAUGUAAUAGGUUUGCAGCAAGAGCUGCAGAAACUGAGGAAUCGUGUGCAUUUAUUGAAACUCUAUCAAAUGAGCUCAUGGAUGAAGUAUGCAAGAUUUUAAAAAGAACUCUCCCUGAACGGCCUUAAAGCUAGUUAGGUCAGUUUGAAGCAUUUUUCAAGACAAUUUCAUACUUUCCUAUUAUUGUUUUUUUUUUAAAUUCUGGUAUCACUUCGAUGUAGAUCAAUUAGUCAAAGUUCUAUUAUCAUUUCUUUUUUUUAUUCUUUUGAAAAGCUUGCUUUUUUAAUUGAAACGUUGGUAGUACUAAUCAACUAGUCCAAGUGGCCUCGAUUUAGAUGUCAGUCAAUUGAGUUUAAGAGAGAUUACUGGAUGGUUGGCCCAAUAGUUCCGAUGAAGACCUUUGGAGCUGAUAGAUUAAAGGAUUCAUUCGGUCUAUUGGCUUGCUUAUAAGGAUAACCAUUUUAUCUAUAUUGAAUGGUGCUAAGCCGCAUCCUUCUAUAACAAAAAGUAUGGUGUCUUCUACUCAGGGUGUAGCUAGCUUGAUAGAAUCAUAGUUAAUUAAAAUUAUACCAAAUUUUAUUUUAUUUUUAAACCUGCAAGUUAAUCUAGAAAAGAACAUCCUAUCAGUAAAGGCUAUUGGUUCUAGGUUCCAAUCCUGUUGAGAUGGGCUAUGAUUUAUGUCUCUGUUCCUUAUUUUAGUUUUAUUAUCUUGAUAAAUAUAGCUAGGGUGAUUUUAUACUAGCUUUAUGCUUUGGUAACUCCAUUGGUAUGGAAUAGCAGUAUACAACAAUGUUACAGGGAAUGAAAACUGCACUUUUCAUUGAGAAGGCUUGCCAUACUAACCAAGGCAUAAACAACAACAAUAACAGCACCAAUAACAUGAAGCCUUUAUCCCCCCACUACGUGUUGUUGACUACAUGAAUCUUUUUUCUGCACUGUCUCUUAUUAAGAGUCAAAUUCUUAUUUAAGUAUAAUAAAAAUGGUCAUUUCUAAUACUUUCUAAUAAAAUCUUUUUAGGCUUACCUCUAUCUUU